This is a messenger RNA of Strongylus vulgaris, 291 nucleotides long. NCBI's taxonomy places the organism in Eukaryota, Metazoa, Nematoda, Chromadorea, Rhabditida, Strongylidae. The record is from the annotation of a GenBank genome assembly.
CCCGGGCCCAUCGCCACAAGCAUACUGCAUAAACAUGGAUUUACUGAUGAGAUGGUCAAAAAAUUCGAAGAAGCCUUGGUAGCAAAACCCACAACUGUUCCUUGCCAGCGUAUAGGUCAGCCCGAAGACAUUGCUGAAGCUAUACUGUUCCUAGCAGAUAGAAAAAGAUCGAGCUACAUUGUUGGACAUCAGCUGGUGGUGGAUGGUGGAUCAUCUCUGCAAAUGCCUGUGAUUGCGGAAAGCCCGGAAAUCCUUGGCAAAGUACUAGCAGAGUUUGCGCCUAAGAAAUAG